AGGAAAAUGUAACACCCACUCUUCUUUCUUUUUUCUUGGGAAGUCAUUGCUGUUCAUCACUUUUUCCAUCAAGUGAAAUAUACAGCCUUAAAAAAAUAGGCCUGGGAGUGUUUGUUUAUAUUUGCUUAAGCAGUGUCAUGAGACGGAAAAGGCCCCACCAGAGGGCGGACAGGUACCCGGUUCUCAGCGUCACCACUGCUGGAUGUCCUGGAAAGCUGGACGCCGGCCGCGCAUGCGCCCCACGGCCCGCCCUGGUUCCGCCUCCCUGGAAGAGGGGUGGCGUUGCCUCGGUAACUGGAGUAAACGGAGGCCUCCGGUAGAAGCUGUGAAGAGAGGAGCCGCGGCUGUCAGCAGUACCUUCGAGGAAAUGAAGGAACCAGAUGAUCAGGAUACUGAUGGGGAGAAAUCAGUUACAUCAAACAGUGAUGGGAAGAAGUCUCUGAGGUCUUCUAAAUCGGAAUCAAGAUCUCCUGUUCAAGAAGAUAACACAUUUUUAGAAGAUGCCACAGAUGAAACAUUUACUGAAGGAGAAGAAUCAUAUUUAGAAGAAGACUCAGAUGAGGAACGUUUGGAAGGAAGUUUGAGUUCAUUUCAGUAUGAUGAUUUGCAAAGCACUACAGUAUCUCAGCAAACCCCUGCCCCAGCUGUGGAAGAGGCAGAGGAGGAAGUUAAGAAGAAAAUAUCAGAGAGCUUCUUCUAUGAUUAUAUGGAGCUUGCUUCGAUGCCUUUUGUGACUCUGGAUUCAGACAUACCACUGGAUCUUCUCACACUCGUACAUUCUUUUGGUUAUGACUGUAGAAAGCGAGCCAACCUACAACUUCUGGACAACAGUAUCGCAGUAUACAUAGCUGGGAACCAACUGAUCUUUCUGAAUUUGAAAACCAAGGAACAGACCUACCUGAGAAGUAGCAGUGGUGAAGGAAUUGGCGUCAUUGGGGUUCAUCCACAUAAAACUUACUUCACAGUAGCUGAAAAAGGGAGUUUUCCAGAUAUUAUCAUUUAUGAAUAUCCUUCUCUGAGACCAUACAGAAUCCUUCGAGAUGGGACUGAGAAGGGAUAUGCUUAUGUGAACUUUAACUACAGCGGUACCUUGCUGGCGUCUGUCGGUAGCAACCCUGACUACACACUGACUAUCUGGAACUGGAAAGAGGAACAACCUAUACUGAGGACAAAAGCUUUUUCUCAGGAAGUUUUUAAGGUUACUUUCAAUCCUGAUAAUGAAGAGCAGCUUACUACAUCAGGAUCAGGCCACAUCAAGUUCUGGGAAAUGGCUUUUACAUUCACAGGUCUCAAGCUGCAGGGAUCACUAGGUCGAUUUGGCAAAACAACCACUACUGAUAUAGAAGGCUACAUGGAACUCCCAGAUGGGAAAGUGCUCUCAGGGUCAGAAUGGGGCAACAUGCUGCUUUGGGAAGGUGGUCUGAUCAAAGUGGAGCUCUGUCGAGGUACAAGCAAGUCAUGUCACAAUGGUCCCAUUAACCAGAUAAUGCUGGAUGAGGGUGAAGUUAUCACGGUUGGGUCAGAUGGAUGUGUUAGGAUAUGGGAUUUUGAGACAAUAGACACCGCUGAUAUAAUAGAUGAGACUGGAUUGUUGGAGAUUGAGCCUAUUAAUGAACUUCAAGUAGACAAGAAUGUGAAUCUCUUCUCUAUGACAAAAAUGAGUGAAGCUGGAAAUAACUUUUGGUUGGCUCAGGAUGCCAAUGGAGCCAUAUGGAAGCUUGACCUUAGUUUUUCAAAUAUUACCCAGGACCCAGAAUUCCUCUUUUCCUUCCAUUCCGGAGCUGUUGAAGCCGUGGCUGUUUCUCCUCUCACUUAUCUCAUGGCCACAACUGCCUUGGACUGCUCUGUUCGAAUCUAUGAUUUUGCUAGCAAAACUCUUUUGGCUCAGAUGAAAUUCAAACAAGGAGGUACUGCCCUUGUUUGGGUACCCCGAAUGGUAAACUUCACUGGAGCAGAAAUUAUUGUAGGAUUUGAAGAUGGAGUUGUUCGAAUUCUUGAACUUUAUGAUCCAAAAGGGCUCACGGUUUUUGUGGGACGGAAGAAAAUUUCGGAUGCCGAUAUUCGCUUGAAACAGGUUUUCAAACCCCAUACUGCUUGUGUCACUGCUUUAGCUUAUGAACGUGAUGGGGAAAUUCUAGCUACAGGGAGUAAAGAUCAAACUGUUUUCUUCUUUGAAGUGGAAAUGGAUUAUAAGCCAAUUGGUUAUAUUAAUACUCCUGGACCUGUGUGUCAGUUAAUGUGGUCUCCUAUGUCUCAUCUUGAAAGUACUUUACUAAUUAUCUGUGAAAAUGGCUAUAUUCUUGAAGCUCCACUUCCAACCAUAAAUCUAGAAGAGGAUGAUCAUGAUGUAGUCUCCUAUGAAAUCAAAGACAUGUGCAUAAAAUGUUUCCAUUUUUCAAGUGUCAAAUCUAAGAUUCUGAGAUCAAUAGAAAUUGAAAAGAGGGAGAGACAAAGGAAGUUGAAGGAAAAAAUAAGGGAAGAAAGGAGGAACAAGCUAGCAGCAGAGAUGGGAGAAGAUGGAGAAAAGGAAUUUCAGGAGGAGGAAGAGGAGGAAGAGGAGGAGGAGGAAGAAGAGCCUUUACCUGAAAUAUUUAUUCCAUCAACCCCCUCUCCCAUCCUCUGUGGAUUUUACUCGGAGCCAGGGAAGUUCUGGGUUUCUUUGGGUGACUAUGAUUCUGGUUUUCUGUAUCACUGUGAGUUCCCCCCUUGUGAUGAAAGCCGUGAUUUCAAGGAACAAAAAGAUGAACCUAUCGAUGUCCGUUAUCUUGAGGAUACAGAGGAUAAUCCCAUCCAAACUAUCACUUUCAACAUUAACAAAGUUAUGAUGUUUUGUGGAAUGAAAAAUGGAGCAAUUCGAGUCUAUGUCCUAAAUCAGAAUGAUCCUUCAUUGACCAGUUUGGUGGACUACUGGCACUUCAAUAUGCAUGACAAUAAUUAUGGAUGUAUUAAAAGUAUGGCUAGUAGCUUUGAUGAUCGUUUUUUGGUGACUGUUGGAGCAGAUGGUAAUAUCUUUGUUUUCAACAUUGUUUCUGAAUUUAUGCUAAGGAAAGACAUCAAGGCCAAACUGCCAUCUCCCAGGUUUGGAAUUGAAACAGAGCCAAUUCCAGAAGACAUUGAAGAUCCCAAAGCCUACAGUAUCGAGAAUGCUAGGAGAAAAAGAGAACAUGACAAGUUAAUGAAAGAAGUGGAAGAAAUAAAGGCACGGAAGAGAGAGCAAAUCAAAGCUUUGAGGAUUAAAUUUUGUAAACUAUUAGAAAUGAAUGAAGAAUUACCAAAGCAUAUGCAGUUUAAACGAACAGAUUUUGAUGUAGAUUCCAAAAUCCGUGCUGAGAUGCACAGAAAAACAGCUUUCAAAAUUCAACAAGUGGAAAAGGAAUUAGCUUGGGAAAAAGAGAAACAUGAACUCGGCCUAAUGAAGCUAAAGAAUCGAUUUCGAGAUCCAUUGGAAAGUGAUACUAUUGUGGUUCAUGCCAUACUAAGUGACCACAAGAUAUCCUCUUACAGGCUGGUACAGCCCUCCAAGUACUCCAAAUUCAAACGAGCUAGUCAAUCAGAGAGAAAACCAAGCAAAUUGGACAGGUUUGAAAAAGAGGGAACUGGAAGAAAGGACAGCCAGAGAGAUGCAGGUGGGAGCAUUGCCAUACAAGAAGAAUCAAUAAUAGAAAAAGGGAAGAAAUUUCGGCCUAAAACCCUAAGUGAAAUUAUGGUGGAAAAUCAAAUCGAGAAAACAAGAAAACUUAUAUUGAAAGCUGAAAGGGCACAACUAAAGAUUCAACAGCGAAAAAAAGAAUGGGAGGAACUAUACAAGAGUAAACCUGGUGACGACUAUGAAGAUCCUAAAGAUCUUCAAGCCAUCAAAGAAGCCCAGGAGUAUAUGGGAGAUUUCAAUCUGAAGACAGCCCCAGACUACAAGAUACCUGAGCACAUGAGAAUAAAUGCUGCCAAGAAGGAAGAGGAACUAGGACACCUAGAUUCUUUGGUCCAUGGAAAUAAAAGGUACAUGAACAAGUGCAUUCUCUCUCUUAGAGACCUUAAAGUGGCUGUUGUUGAGGAAAUACAGUGCCUGGUACAAGAACUGAAGAACAUUCAGUCGGCUCUUCACGUAUCCAAGCACAUACCCAUUCCCCAAAUUCCUCAGAUACACCCGGAAGAAGUUCCAGAAAAGAGAUUUCAGUAUGAUGAAGAAACUCUCCUAAAUUUUAAGCAACAGCAUAUGAAAAGUGACGAUGAAAAGUCCCCCAGAGUGGAGCAGACAGGGUCUGAAGGCCCAGGUGGAGGAUUCCUCAAGCUCUCUUCUGGAAAGGAUGGGGAUUUGACAACCCGAGAUUCAAUGUCUAGAUCAUCAAAGGCAUCAACAUUCAGCCUAGAUAUACCAAAGUAUAUGGAAUUUGAAAAAGCAGAGCCAACGGAUAUGGAGCUGGAAAUUAUGAAGAGAGAUGAGAUUAAACACAUGUACAUGCAACAGUAUUUGGUCAACAGGGUCAAAGAACUGAUUGUCACUUUUGAUGCAGAACUCCGUCUCCUUAGACAUCAGAAACUGAAACUAGAUACUCAGAUGAAAUUAUCUGACCUGCACCACGUCACCUUAUUUCAAGAAAUACUUCUCCUGAAGAAUUUUGAAAAACAGGAGAACAUACUUCAAGAGCGUGUUAAUUCCUUGGACAAAGAGGAACAGUACAUGCAAUGGAAAAUAAAUGAAACUCUUAAAGAGAUGGAAGAGAAAAAGAAUGAAAUCACCAAACUCCAGGAGCAAGAAAAGGCACUCUAUGCUGGUUUUCAAACAGCCGUUGGAGAAAACAAUAAGUUUGCAAACUUCCUCAUGAAGGUCCUAAAGAAGAAGAUUAAACGGGUAAAGAAAAAAGAAGUUGAAGGAGAUGCUGAUGAAGAUGAGGAGAGUGAGGAAUCAAGUGAAGAAGAAUCUAGCUUGGAGAGUGAUGAGGAUGAGUCUGAAUCCGAAGAUGAGGUUUUUGAUGAUUCUAUUUGCCCAACAAAUUGUGAUGUGGCUCUUUUUGAGCUCACCCUUCAACUUCGAGAGAAAAGGCUGGACAUUGAGGAGGCUUUAGUUGAAGAAAAGAAAGUUGUUGAUAACCUCAAAAAGGAAUAUGAUACAUUGUCAAAAAAAGUGAAAAUUGUGGCAACUAAUCUGAAUGCAGCGGAGGAGGCCCUGGAGGCUUAUCAGCGAGAGAAGCAGCAGCGACUGAAUGAACUGCUGGUUGUGAUUCCGCUCAAGCUCCACCAGAUAGAGUAUGUGGUAUUUGGAGAAAUACCUAGCGAUCUUUCUGGUACUUUGGUCUUCUCUAACCACGCCUUGAAACGGCUGCAAGAACGAAUCCAUGAGCUCCAGGAGGAAAAUUCCAAGCAGCAAAAACUUAACAAAGAAUGGAGAGAGAGACGUAAACAGCUCAUCCGAGAAAAGAGAGAAAUGACAAAAACCAUACACAAAAUGGAGGAAACAGUCCGUCAACUCAUGAUCAGCAAGUUUGGUCGUGUGGUAAACUUGGAAGCCCUUCAGACGCUUUCUGUUAAUACAACACUUGAAGAACUGAAGAUCAGAAAACUUCGAAAGGAGCUAGCGAAUGCGAAGGAGAUGAAGAUGUGGGAGGAAAAGAUUGCUCAAAUGCGAUGGGAACUGAUGAUGAAGACAAAAGAACACACCAGAAAGCUUUAUCAGAUGAAUGAUUUGUGUAUUGAAAAGAAGAAACUUGAUUCUCGGUUGAAUACGCUACAGAAUCAGCAGGGCAAUGCCUUCCAGGGCCUUCGGGAAGCAGAUGUUGUGGCAAGAGAGGAGGUCACUGAAUUGAUCCAACUCCAGGCGGAAAGGAUUUCAGCCUUAAAGGAGGAGAUUGCUCUUUUGCGUAGGAAAGGUGGUCUUAUCCUCCCCCCCAUUCAGUCUCCACAAGAGAAAGAGAUGCAGCCCGUGGACCUUUGAGUUUGCUGUUUUUGCAAACCCAUGCAAGAUUUCUGACAUAACUCACCCGAAGUUCUGUCCCCUCGUCACCUCCAACAAUCUUAUUACUUUAAAGUUAACUUGUUUGAAAGUCUAAAACCAGAUCUAGUCACGUAGCUUUAAGAAUCUCUCUACAAUUUGGUUAUCUUAGAACCGAAUGCAGCACCCGACCUCUGUUAUGAAACUGAAUCAUUUUAGAUGUUUCGAACCUACUAGAUUGAAUAUGAAGUCUCAGAAGGCUGUUUCAUGAUUGCUGUAAAUCAUCUGUAAUAUAUUUUGUUUUAGGAAAAUUCGAUUUGGGGGUAUGCUGAAUUUUUAGCCAUUGGCAAGAAAAACUAUCAUUCAGCAAUUCGUGAGAAAACUUUGUUUUCUUGAUCCUUAGAAAAUAAAUUUAGAUGUCAUUAAGUGUUCUCUGAGAGGAUGCAGGAGAAAAAGACAUUUUGCCAACUAUAUCUUAGAGCAGAAUUGCAAAUUUCAGUUUUGGCAUUGUUGACUUCAUAAAGCAGUUAUUUGAGGGCUCGGGAGUCAGGAAAUACAAACAGAUACGGCAGAGCAGUUUGCUUUGGGUUGGCAGAAAGCAGGAAAAUAACCAGCCUUCUUGGAUAGCCCAGUUUUUGUAGACUCCUCAGUUCUGAGUGGAGCAGAGGAGUGUGCUUAAUAAAACAGUCAAUAAGGAGGCUUUUCUCUAAAGAUUUCUGCAACUCCAUCAGAAUUCUAAGUUUUCCCCAUAGUUUCUCAUGUCCUCUGCCAUUUUCUUCAGGUUUACUUGGGCCAUUUGCUGGUUUUGAUAUAGAUGAUGAGACAAUGAAAUAGAUUUACCUUAGAGAUCAUCUUUCAGCAUCACUUUUGAUUACACAUAACAUUUUAAACUAAUUUAAGAGGAUCCUUUUGGUUUGGGGGUAAGUGCUCAUUGAAGCUCAUGGCUGUAACCACUGAAGGAUAAUCUCACUGACAUUUGGAAUCCUGUUAGUAACAGAGCAUAGCUCUUUAGAUUAAGACCUUUAUAUUAAUGAGCGACUCCAUUGAGGCUGUUCCAGGAUAAGCUGGUCACCGAGAAGGGUGGGUGAAGAAGGGAACAUUGCAUAAAUAUAGAAGGGAACUCAGCAAUGGCAAGUCUUCCUCACCUGUGAUUAACCUGCUAAUCUGCCCCCCAAAAUUAGAGACAGGACUUGCUUUCUUUGUACAUCAGAAUAUUCUUAGAGGUGGCCACUUGGCCUAUUUUCUUCCUAAGAUUCCUUCAUAUUCCUAUUUAAGAGGUCAGGAUACCUUAUUGUUUUCACUUGUCACCAUUAAUUUCUGAUGUAGUCACUUCUCUACUGGAGAGCACCCACUUAUUUUUUAAAAAUCACUGUCUUUGUUGUAUACCUUAAACCAUGUGUGCCUUUUGAGUAUUUUUUAAAAUAUGCAAGUCA
This is a messenger RNA of Rhinopithecus roxellana (golden snub-nosed monkey), 7359 nucleotides long. RefSeq names its product cilia and flagella associated protein 44 (gene CFAP44). NCBI's taxonomy places the organism in Eukaryota, Metazoa, Chordata, Mammalia, Primates, Cercopithecidae. Bases 203 to 5929 code for a protein of 1908 amino acids. Gene Ontology annotation, molecular function: protein binding. The transcript has 36 exons. The record is from RefSeq and is a predicted model, not a curated record.